This is a messenger RNA of Drosophila obscura, 1440 nucleotides long. It is a transcript of the gene Nf-YA, whose product is annotated as nuclear transcription factor Y subunit alpha. The record is from RefSeq and is a predicted model, not a curated record. Gene Ontology annotation, biological process: regulation of transcription by RNA polymerase II. Gene Ontology annotation, molecular function: DNA-binding transcription factor activity, RNA polymerase II-specific; RNA polymerase II cis-regulatory region sequence-specific DNA binding. Lineage: Eukaryota; Metazoa; Arthropoda; Insecta; Diptera; Drosophilidae. Gene Ontology annotation, cellular component: CCAAT-binding factor complex. Bases 153 to 1268 code for a protein of 371 amino acids. The transcript has 2 exons.
GACAGGCCACCCGACUUGACGCCAAGAAAGUGGUAAGUUGAGGGAAGCCUGUGCACGCUGUGGGUAAUCGGUACGCCGUUUAUAGUUGUAAGUAAGUGUGUUGAGGGCUUGAGGGACACCAGUGAUUCACCAGGUAGCGCGUCCUGCGUGAUAUGGAAAACCAUUUUAGCAGUACCCGCACCACAACAACGUCAAGAAUGAGCUCCGCUUCCUCCACAACCACCAACAACAACAACAACAGCACCAACAGCCAAAGCGCUGCCAGCAACAAUGUGAACGUAAACACAGGCACUGCCACGGCCACCGCCAAUGCCGCCGCCGCCCAACCGAUUCAAGUGAUUCCAAUGCCAAUGCUACCCACGGGAGCGGCGCAGAUAAUAAUCGGACAGCAGCCGCAGGGCCAGGCGGCGGGCGGUCUUCAGCCGCAGUUGAUCCCACUGCAGGCGAACCAAAUCAUGCUGCAGGCGCAGCAGCAGCCACAAAUGCAGCUGAUGCAACUGCCCGAUGGCCAGACCAUAUUCUAUCAGACUCCCACCAUAACUACACUCGAUCCGAACGCGGCAGCCGCGGUGGCAGCCCAGCCGACUCCCCACUACCUCAACAUCAAUGGCCAAUUAGUGCAAAUUACUCCAGCGGCGACUGGCAACCAAGGAGCAGCUGCGGGUGGGCAGCAGAUCAUCAUGCUGCCCCAAGCGGCAAUGGCCACAGUCAAUGCAGCAGCCGCGAACGCCGCCCAGGGCGGAACCAGCGUUGGCAGUGUCGUCACCACGCAGCAGCAACAGCAGCAGCCGCAACAACAGCAACAACAGCAACAACAACAGGCGAAUAAUAAUCAGGCGGCCACAUCGGCUGCGAACAAUGUGAGCGCCGAUGCCAGCACCAGCACCACGGGGACAAAUACGAACGAGAGCGAGGACGAGAGCUCCAAGGGCGAGGCGGACGAGGAGCCGCUCUACGUGAAUGCCAAGCAGUACAAACGGAUACUUAUAAGGCGGCAGGCAAGGGCGAAGCUAGAGUCGCGCAUACCCAAGGAGCGGUGUAAAUACUUGCACGAAUCUCGCCAUCGGCACGCCAUGAACCGGGCUCGCGGCGAGGGCGGACGCUUCCAUUCGGCGCAGGAAAAGGGCGAGUCCAGCUCGGACGGCGGCAGCCUGCCCAUGGCUCACAGCAGUGUGACCCUCAGUCGGGGAACGGCGCGGGCACCCCCCAAGCUGAUAGCGCCCCAUCAAACGCCGAGCAUUACGAUAACGGCCAUCAAGUCGGAAUGACCCUUUGAAGCUGUAGAUAUUCGUAGAACCCAGACUAGAUCAUAGCAUAUAGAAUUAAGCAAUCACUCUGUGUCCCCGUCCCCGCCCCCGCCCGUUCCCACCACAACCCGCUCAUCGCGUCAUAUCUUUUGGAUUGUACACAAGUCGAAAUAAAUUUGUAUUUAUUCUAUAA